Messenger RNA from Trichomonas vaginalis G3, 712 nucleotides. RefSeq names its product proteasome regulatory particle assembly. Lineage: Eukaryota; Parabasalia; Trichomonadida; Trichomonadidae. The transcript has a single exon. The annotation marks the transcript as partial. Gene Ontology annotation, molecular function: protein binding. The record is from RefSeq and is a predicted model, not a curated record.
AUGAAAAACAAUCAAAUUGAUGAAGAUUGCUUCAAUGAUAUUCUUUCGUCACACAACAAUAAACUCCUUGAAUACAUUCUAGAAAAUGGUUUGUUUAAUCUUGAUAUUGAACCUGAUUCAAAUUACAAUGAAUGUUCCGUAACUGGUCAUAGUGAUGAUGAAGUUAAACGUAAUUUUGAUUUUUACAAAAUCAUCGAAUCACAAAAUUUAAAGGCAGCAUUUCUUCUGUACAAGAAAGACGACAUAUCAAUUUUUCCAUGGUGUGCUGCAUUUCCUCAGUUAUUAGACAUCAUUAAGAAUGAAUAUAUGAAUCAUCCUUCAAUGGUUUUAAACGCAAGCGAUGGCUAUCGAAGGAGAAUUCUUCAUUAUGCAGCAGAUUAUGCAUGUUUAGAAACAUUAAAGUUUCUUAUUUCACAAUGUGUAUAUAUCGAUAUUGCGGAUGCAGGAAAUACGACAGCUCUUCAUUACGCACUAAAAAAAGAUCGCAAAGAAAUAGUUGAAUAUCUUAUAUCUCAAUAUGCAGAUACAAGUGCAAAAGAUGAAUAUGGAAGGACAGCUUUACAUAUAGCGGCCGAAAAAAACAGAAAAGAAAUAGCAGAACUUCUUAUUUCACACCGAGUAGAUAUAAAUGCUAAAGAUAAACGCGGAAGAACUCCACUACAUUCAGCAAUAAAUUAUUGCAGUUUUAAAAUGGCAGAAUUUCUUAUCAUAA